Marchantia polymorpha subsp. ruderalis is the source of this 2021-nucleotide messenger RNA. Lineage: Eukaryota; Viridiplantae; Streptophyta; Marchantiopsida; Marchantiales; Marchantiaceae. The record is from the annotation of a GenBank genome assembly.
CCCGUUUGACAAGAUCAGGUCCACUACUCCACUAGUUGCGUGGCGGAAGUGUACAGUAGUAGACAGGGGCACAACUGUCUUCAGCCAUUGUGAGACUUGCCACAGGCUCAUGACACAAGACUACGGCCUCGACCAAGUCCACAUUUGAAGAUUCGGACUUCGAUUCUUCCGAUCUUUCAGCGACCGGUGUAGGACGACGGACAGGUCAUAAUGUAAGCAUUGCUCCAGUUACAAGCAUCAGCAGCAAGAAUUACCAUAUAAACCUAUAAAUCUGCUCUCCUCUACACGAGCAGAAUGAUGUGUUCAGCUUCACGCCAGAUUGGACUCCCCAAACACUGACGCAACAACAUGACUACAAAGCAAGCUGUCACGGGGACUAGAACGCAACUUAAUAACACGGAAUGGAUGGGAACGGGAUUGAGAUGAGCAGUACAUACCUUAUCACCUCAAUUGAAGAGGCGAGAUCGAAACAAAAUAGGAUUGAAGAAAUCGUCGCGGCUGCGAAAGAUAGCGAAGGAUGUGUAUCUCGUUCUGGGCGCUGGAUGAGCACCCGGGGUUCUGGCUGGUGCUGGCGGUCAACAGGGACGAGUUCCAUUCUCGGCCCACGCUCGCACUCCACUGCUGGGACGACGACGAAGAAGAGCCAGAGGGCGAUGGCCCGACGAGCUCGAGCAUCGUGGGCGGGAGAGAUGUGAGCGGCGGAGGGACGUGGCUGGGAAUGACGAAGAGCGGGCGGCUGGCGUUUCUGACGAACGUUCGGGAGGCGAAGUUCUUGACGGGCCGCGGCACCGAGCGCACGGACGUUACGAGCCGCGGGGCGCUGCCGACGCUCUUCCUCAGGAGCGCCAAGGGCCCUGCGGAUUACCUCGAGGAGGUGGCGCGGGCCGCCGACGACUACAACGGCUUCAACCUGAUCGUGGCCGACGUGCGCCGCCGCGAGAUGGCCUUCCUCUCGAAUCGACCCGAAGGAGCCAAGGCCGUCGUGCACUUGCUGCGCCCGGGCUUCCACUCGCUCAGCAAUGGCGGCAAGGACAGCAAGUGGUGGAAAAUGGAGAGGGGCAAGCGCAAGCUCGAGGCUGUUCUGUCCGCCCUCUCGUCGUCCUCGGCAUCUGCAUCUGCCGAGGAGGGCGACGAUCUUCCGAAUGAGCUGAUCGUCGAGCAGGUCCUGCACGAUCGGACCAAGCCCGACGAUGUGUCCGUGCAGACGGCGGAAACUGGAUGCACUGAGGCGAUGGAGCGUGACGUGGGCUCCAUAUUUGUGGAUACGGCUCUUUUCGACAGAGCUUAUGGCACUCGAAGCAUGUCUGUGAUUGGAAUCCGGACGGACGGAACCGUGUCUUUCUUCGAGAGGAGCUUGGAAGGUGGCGUUUGGAAGGACACAUUGCUUCGAUUUCCUCUCGAGGACUGUGCCUAGAGAUUCGCUUUCCUGUACAUAUCCAUUCACUCAUUGGUGAAAAGCGUUUGUGCUUGGGAAACAGCUCGUUCCCAUUCCAAAAAUUGUAAUUACAACGACUCUCUUAGGCUCGCUCGUCCAUCUCUUAGAGAUUUGCUUUUCUGUACAUGUCCAUUCAUUUAUCGAUGAAAAGCGUUUGAGCUUGGGAAACAACUCGUUCCCGGGCCAAAUUACAACAAUUCUUCCACGCUCCCUGUUUCAGCUUCUCGACGUUACGUCCUGUGAUUUUGAUGUUGCAAUCUGUUACGGAAGUUUUACACCAAGUUUUGGACAUAUCAGCAAUUUGGCUUCACUUUUUAUUGCUAGGACCUUGAACAAUCAUCAUCUUCAUCGCUGUGCAAUUAGAUUCGACUUGACAGUCAAAUCAUCUUUGACAGGUGGUUGGUCAUGAGCUAUUCAUGUGCACACAUGACUAGCUCAUACUUGUUUCUUUUAUGAAUGUUGACCGUCCUUUUGACACUAAUUUCGGGAUGUGAGAACGCGUCGAUUCAUACUCAUACUGUCUAAAAGGGUUUGAACCUCUCCUUCCAGAUUAGAGCUGCCGCCCAGAAACUGUACUAGGCACCUA